Molecule: messenger RNA, 411 nt
Organism: Trichobilharzia szidati
Lineage: Eukaryota; Metazoa; Platyhelminthes; Trematoda; Strigeidida; Schistosomatidae
Source: the annotation of a GenBank genome assembly
AUGCGUGGUGAGAAGAUAAUUAACUCUGGAGGUGUACCGAAACUAUGCCUGGAUAGUUCAUCCACUUCUGAAGAUGAGCCAUUAUACACUGUCGCCAAUGAUAAAAACUAUUCACCACGUUCAGAUUCAACAGUUAGCUGGGGUACAGAAUCACUAAGUGAUUCCAGUCGCAAUUUUUCCAUACGACCUGCUGUUUAUCCACCUUGGGCUACACAUUUACCUUUGGACUCCGUGCUAAGUCAUACAGAAGAUAGAAAACCUGAGAACUUGCAGGAUGACGGUGGACAAAUGUCUUCAAGACGUGGUGAUAUCACUCAUCGCAUAUGUUCUGAUCUAGAGAACAUGUGGAGGAGUGAACAUGCAAAAAAUGUAUCUGGUUACAAGGUAAGCUAUUCAGCAUUAAAUAAUUAG